AUGGCUUCUCUUAUCAGUACAUACGGUUCGCUCCGUCGCUUUGAAGAUGCCCGACGGGUUUUCCUCACGAUUGAAGGGCCCGUGGAUGCUGCUUGUCUUCGAGCUAUUCUUUUUGCCUGCAGCACGGCGAGUCCACCACAAUGGAACGAGGCCCUCGUGCUACUACACACGUGUGACGUGAUCGGUGGCACCCGUUCACCAACGCACAUGGAUUCAAUCGCCGUCAGCAACGCCAUGCUGGCUUGCUCCAAGGCGGAUCAGUGGGAAGAGUCGUUGCAGCUUUUGCGCUUGUACGGCGAUAAUGCCACGUCGCCGUUGGCACUGAAUUCACUGAUUGCUUCCUGCGGCCGCGGGGGUCGGCCCGAUAUGGCGAUAGAAGUAUUGAACGAAAUGCGUGUAUAUGGCUUGCAGCCCGACACAGUGAGUUACCGGAAUGCUGUGAUCGCCUGCAAUCAAGCCGAACACGAAAUGCAUCGUGCGGCACGUAACCAUCGCGAGGUCCGGUUGGCUCAGGACGAAGUAGGUUUUGCGUGGUGGGAAUGCGCCUUAUCUUUACUGCGCCGCAUGCAAGAAGAAGGUCAGCAACCCGAUACACAAACCUUUUCAUCGGCAAUCAGUGCGUGCGAAUCGGCUGGUCAAUGGCAACGCGCCUUGCGUGUUCUGCAGUCAACUCUGGAUGACGGCGACGAUUCCAAGCUGAAUUUGUAUUGUUUCAACGCUGCCAUUGCAGCUUGUGAAAAGGGAGGGGCCUGGGUGGAGGCCUUGGAAAUAUACGAACGCAUGAAAGCUCACGGAGGAAGCCUUCGUCCUAACUUUGUGACGAUCGCGAGCUUGGUAUUGGCGCUGGAUCGUGGCGGUCAAAAAGAGCUGGCUCAAGAAGUCUACCGGGAAGGGGCACAGCAAUUGCGAGUGGUGCAGCCCUGGCGCUACACUCAGAAUGCACAAGAAGAACGUGUGCGUGCCAUGGACCUCCACACAUUUUCGGCGGCCAUGUCCAGAGCUGCUCUGCGCAGUUACUUGGAGCGUCUGUUGGCGAAGGAAACCGUGGUGCCGGCGGACGAUUGGAUUAUAAUUGUUGGUCAGGGUCGGCACAGUGUCGAGGAACCAGUCCUACUGCCAACGGUGUGGAGACUAUUGCAAUACGAGUACAAACUUCCCGUCACCACGAAUCCAGUCAAUCCGGGCCGCCUUGUGGUGCAAUCCCGCGACUUAAGCGUGUUGGUGAAAACGAAAAGUUGGCGAUAA
Messenger RNA from Phaeodactylum tricornutum CCAP 1055/1, 1245 nucleotides. RefSeq lists its product with no specific name. Gene Ontology annotation, molecular function: protein binding. Lineage: Eukaryota; Bacillariophyta; Bacillariophyceae; Surirellales; Neidiaceae. The transcript has a single exon. The record is from RefSeq and is a predicted model, not a curated record. Bases 1 to 1245 code for a protein of 414 amino acids.